Messenger RNA from Apaloderma vittatum (bar-tailed trogon), 1438 nucleotides. Its product is annotated as protein CLEC16A-like. Lineage: Eukaryota; Metazoa; Chordata; Aves; Trogoniformes; Trogonidae. Gene Ontology annotation, cellular component: endolysosome membrane; late endosome. The record is from RefSeq and is a predicted model, not a curated record. Gene Ontology annotation, biological process: regulation of autophagosome maturation; endosome to lysosome transport; endosomal transport.
AUGUAUCAUGUUUUGACUAAAAACACAACAGUGACGGAUCACAACCGCAACCUGCUGGUGGAGACUAUUCGUUCCAUAACGGAGAUCCUCAUAUGGGGAGAUCAGAAUGACAGCUCAGUAUUUGACUUUUUCUUGGAGAAGAAUAUGUUUGUUUUCUUCUUGAACAUCUUGCGUCAGAAGUCCGGUCGUUACGUGUGUGUGCAGCUUCUGCAGACUCUCAACAUCCUUUUUGAGAACAUCAGCCAUGAGACAUCACUGUACUACCUGCUCUCUAAUAACUAUGUAAAUUCUAUUAUUGUCCACAAAUUUGACUUUUCUGAUGAGGAGAUCAUGGCAUAUUACAUCCUUUUUGAAAAAAAAAAACUCAAUAAUCAUACGGUGCAUUUCUUUUAUAACGAGCACACUAAUGACUUUGCUCUGUACACUGAAGCUAUUAAAUUUUUUAACCACCCAGAAAGCAUGGUCAGGAUUGCUGUCAGGACUAUAACUUUAAAUGUCUACAAAGUGUCAUUGGACAACCAACCUAUGCUGCAUUACAUUAGAGAUAAAACUGCUGUCCCUUAUUUCUCCAACCUCGUUUGGUUUAUCGGAAGCCACGUGAUAGAACUGGAUAACUGUGUGCAGACCGAUGAAGAACACAGAAACAGGGGCAAACUGAGUGACCUGGUAGCAGAACAUCUGGAUCAUUUGCAUUACCUUAACGAUAUCCUUAUCAUUAAUUGUGAAUUUUUAAACGAUGUGCUGACAGACCACCUACUUAAUAGGCUCUUUCUUCCUCUCUACGUGUAUUCAUUAGUAAAUCAAGAUAAGGGCGGAGAGCGUCCAAAAAUAAGUCUCCAAGUUUCUCUCUAUCUUCUUUCGCAAGUUUUUCUAAUUAUACAUUACGCCCCUUUGGUGAACUCACUGGCUGAAGUUAUACUUAAUGGUGACCUCUCGGUGUUUUCUUCUAAAGUUGAGCAAGAUAUACAGAAAAACUCAGCAAAGUCAAGUAUUAGAUGUUUCAUAAAACCGACAGAAACCCUUGAGAGGUCUCUUGAGAUUAACAAACAGAAGGGGAAGAAGAGGAUGCAGAAAAGACCCAACUAUAAAAAUGUUGGUGAAGAAGAUGAAGAGGAGAGAGGAUCUGAAGAUAACCAAGAUGACCUAGAUAAAGCUAAAGGUACAGAAGCAAGUUCAAAGGGCGUCAGAACAAGCAGUGAAAAUGAAGAAAUAGAGAUGGUAAUCAUGGAGAGGUGUAAACUGUCGGAAUUGUCUAUCUCUGCUGUGACAGAACAGAAUACAACAGAUGAAGAAAAGAGUGCAGCUGCUUCUGGGAGUGAGAUAACAAGCUGGAACAGGCCGUUUCUCGACAUGGUUUACAAUUCACUGGACUGUGCUGAGGAUGAUUACUAUGCCCUCUUUGUGCUCUGUCUUCUCUAUGCAAUGUCACACAACAAAG